Messenger RNA from Thlaspi arvense, 5277 nucleotides. The record is from the annotation of a GenBank genome assembly. NCBI's taxonomy places the organism in Eukaryota, Viridiplantae, Streptophyta, Magnoliopsida, Brassicales, Brassicaceae.
UACUUACCGUGUGUACAUCCGCAGAGGAUAACGACUUCAAAUAUUAGAAGUCUGUCUAAUGAACAACCAGCGUAAUAAGCAAAGAAAGUAUAUUACAUAGAUAUUAUUCUUGUAUCUAUGUGAUUUCUUCUUUUCUGGAGAUUAAUAAUCCGAGGAUAAAACCCUAGAUUUCUCACCUUUUUAUUCAAUCCUCUGCGAGAAUAUUUUAAGGUAUUCGAUACCAAUCCAAAGGCGCUCAAUUUCUUCAUAGAGAUUGGGUCAAUCUGGUUAAAUAAUUUAAUUGGAAGAUCAAAGUGAUGGAGAACAGAGGCCAGAAACGAAUGGAGGUGGUGGAAGAGCUUCCUGCUGAUAAGAGAGCUUGUAACAUACAGGACUUCAGGCCAAGCACAUCUGGAUCAUCUGUUCAGGCACAAGCUACUGGUACGAGUUCAGGACAUGAACACGCUGACGCCGACAUGGACACUUCUUCAACUGCUUCGCAUUCCAGUCGAUCAGAUGACGAACAAGACAAGGAUUCCGACUAUGGAUCCUGCGAUUCUGACGAUGCAGAUCCGAGACAGAGGGUGCUUCAGGAAUACCAGAGGGGGAGAUCAUCUGGGGAUCAAGAGAAAUUGAUUUCUCUCUUGUCCAAGUUGAGAGAAGAAACCGAUCCUUCUUUGCAGCUAACUGUUCUUACAGAGUUAUGUGAAGUGUUGUCCUUUGGUACCGAAGAUUCACUGUCCAGCUCAAUGGCCGACAAGCUCUCGCCGAUGCUUGUUAGGUUAGCUAAGCAUGAGAGCAAUGCAGAUAUCAUGCUGCUCGCGAUCAGGGCGAUCACUUACUUGUGUGAUGUUUAUCCGCCGUCAGUAGCAUUCCUUGUAAGGCAUGAGACUAUUCCUGCUCUCUGCCAAAGACUAUUGACUAUUGAGUACUUGGACGUUGCUGAGCAGUGUUUGCAAGCACUUGAGAAAAUCUCCCGAGAUCAGCCAGUGGCAUGCCUGAAUGCUGGAGCAAUUAUGGCGGUACUUUCUUUUAUCGAUUUCUUCUCAACAAGCAUUCAGAGAGUCGCAAUUUCCACUGUGGUGAAUAUAUGUAGGAAGCUUCCAUCUGAAUCCCCCUGGCUUUUCAUGGAUGCUGUUCCAAUAUUAUGCAACCUUCUUCAAUAUGAGGAUCGACAGUUGGUCGAGAAUGUGGCUAUCUGCUUAACAAAAAUAGCAGAUCAUGUUAGCCAGUCACCUGCAAUGUUGGAUCAACUGUGUGGGCAUGGACUAAUUCAUCAAUCCACGCAUCUUUUGAACUUGAAUAGCCGCACUACCCUAUCUCAACCUGUUUACAACGGCGUGAUUGGAUUGUUAAGAAAACUAUCGUCUGGCUCAACUUUGGCUUUCAAGACGCUAUAUGAGCUUAACAUUGGCUACAGACUAAAAGAAAUUAUGUCCACGUAUGACAUUUCUCAUUCAGUGGCUUCUACACAUCCCAUCAAUGCAUGUUCGAACCAGGUGCAUGAAGUCUUGAAGUUGGUAAUUGAGCUUCUGCCAGCUUCACCUGUAGCGGAUAAUCAACUGGCAUUGGAAAAGGAAAGUUUUCUUGUCAAUCAGCCUGAUCUCUUGCAUCAAUUUGGAGCAGACAUGCUUCCUGUUAUGAUUCAGGUGCUAAACUCUGGAGCUAAUGUAUAUGUUUCUUAUGGCUGCCUAUCAGCAAUUCACAAGCUGACUUGCUUGAGUAAGUCAGACGAUCUUGUCGAGUUACUGAAGAGUGCUAACAUUUCAAGUGUUUUGGCGGGCAUUUUGUCGAGGAAAGAUCCUCAUGUGGUCGUUGUAGCGCUACAGAUUGCUGAAGUAUUUCUUGAGAAAUACAGAGAUGCUUUUUUGAAUCCAUUUAUAAAGGAAGGUGUUUUUUUCGCAAUUGAAGCACUCUUAAAUUCGGAUAGGGGGCAACGAAAUCAAGUAUCUGGUGUCAUUCAAGGAUCAGCUGACCUUCCACAAAAGCCUGUUACAAAAGAGAUUGUGAAAUGCUUGUGCCAGUCAUUUGAAAGAUCGCUUCCCUCGUCUUCACAAACUUGUAAGGUUGAGAAUGAUUCUGUCUACAUUCUCGCGACACGUAUCAAGGAGAGUUUCUUUGGACCUGAGGUAUUCGACUCUGAAAAAGGCUUGACAGAUGUCCUCCAAAACCUCAAGAACUUGUCGGUGGCACUUAGCGAUUUGAUGACUGUGCCUAUUGAUGCGCAUGAGAAGUUCUUCUCAAUAUGGAAUCAAAUCAUGGAAAGGCUCAACGGAAGGGAAUCUGUAUCCACUUUUGAAUUUACAGAGAGUGGAGUAGUAAAGGCUCUGGCAAAUUAUCUGUCUAAUGGACUCUAUCAAAGGAAACUUAGCAAAGGCGAUCCCGAAUAUGAUAGUUUACUAUAUGUUGGUAAGAGAUUUGAAGUGUUCACAAAAUCACUUUGGUCUGGUGGCGAGGCAUCUUCAUACGUGUUAGUACAGAAGCUCCAAAAUUCCUUAUCUUCUUUAGAAAACUUCCCAAUUGUCCUAAGCCAAAUUUUAAAGCAAAGGAACACAUACGCGGCUGUUCCGAAUGGCAGUGACAUAAGUCAUCCAUGCCUAAGAGUUCGUUUUAUUAAAGCAGAGGGGGAGACUUGUUUGCGUGAUUACUCCCAAGACUUUGUCACCGUUGACCCACUUUGUUACUUGGAUGCUGUCGAUCAAUUCAUGUGGCCUAAAGUGAAUCUGGUACCUUUAGACUCCGUCGAAGCAAAGAAUCAUGCUAUAGAGUGUCAAUCUUCUCAGUUACAGUCAACGUCGAUAUCUUGUCAAGGAGAAAGCUCAAGUCAUAUGGAGAUUGACAGUCCUGAUGCACCUCAGUUGCAGGGAUCUCAAGAGGAAGACCAGGAGCAACUUCCAGAUCUAUGUAAUGGUUCAGGAGAAGAGAAUGCUUCCUCGUCUGAAAAAGAGGAUGCGCGGCCUAGACUUUUGUUCCGUCUGGAAGGGCGUGAACUAGACCGCUCUUUGACAGUUUACCAAGCAAUUCUCUUGCACAAACUAAAAUCAGAAACUGAGACUACCAACGGUGCAAAGAUGAGUGGACCCCACAACAUUACUUAUGAAAGGGCUCCACAGCAACUUGCAGAUUCUCAUGAUAAUCCUCUCGGAUCUAUUGACACUGAUGAGUAUCACCCGUUCUUAUCCUACUUGUUUGCUCAUAGACUUGCUAUGCCCCUCAACGGGUCAAGUCUUCCUGCGUAUGACGUAUUAUUUCUGCUUAAGAGUCUGGAGGGCAUGAACAGAUUUCUCUUCCACCUGAUUUGUCAUGAAAGGAUUAAUGCUUUUGCUGAAGGUAGGCUGGAGAAUUUGGAUGAUCUGAAGGUACAUGUUUGUCCUGUGCCACAUUCUGAAUUUGUUAGCAGUAAGCUUACGGAGAAGCUAGAGCAGCAGCUGCGUGAUUCUUUUGCUGUCUCAACCUGCGGUCUUCCACCAUGGUUUACUGAUCUAAUGGGUUCAUGCCCAUUUCUGUUUAGUUUUGAAGUCAAAUCAAAAUACUUCCGACUUGCAGCAUUCGGUUCACAGAAAGUCCAUCACAAUCCUCAACACCUUAGCAGUUCAAAUGUUCAUGGUGAAGGGCGCCCAGUAACUGGUAGUGCACCUCGUAAAAAGUUCUUAGCUUGCCGUGAAAAAAUUCUGGAGUCUGCUGCAAAAAUGAUGGAGUUAUACGGCAACCAGAAGGUGGUGAUUGAGGUUGAAUACAGUGAAGAAGUCGGAACCGGUCUUGGGCCAACGCUGGAGUUUUAUACACUUGUCAGUCGAGCAUUUCAAAAUACCGAUCUUGGUAUGUGGAGGAGUGAUCGUAAUUCCUUUGUUGGAAAAUCAAGCGAAGACUCGGGAGCUUUGGUGUCUGCUUCAGGACUCUUUCCACGCCCUUGGUCGGGUGCAUCAACUGCUUUCCCAGGUGUGCUGCAGAAAUUUGUCCUCUUGGGGACAGUGGUAGCAAAGGCUCUACAAGAUCGACGAGUCUUAGAUCUUCCUUUCUCCAAAGCCUUCUACAAACUAAUUCUCGGACAGGAGUUGAGUUUGUUUGACAUCCACUUCGUUGACCCUGAACUUUGUAAAACACUGGUGGAAUUGCAAGCUCUGGCUCGUAGGAGAAAGAUUUUCGCAGAAGCACAAAGUGAUUCCGGAGAAGCCAAGUGUAAUUUAAGUUUCCGUGGAACGAAGAUUGAGGACCUUUGUCUUGAAUUUUCCCUGCCUGGCUACACGGACUAUGCUCUCGCUCCGCAUUCGGUUAAUGAUAUGGUAAAUUUGGAUAACCUUGAUGAAUAUAUCAAGGCUAUUGUCAAUGCCACAGUGUGUAACGGGAUCCAAAAACAACUGGAAGCUUUUCGGUCUGGAUUUAACAAAGUUUUCCCUAUUGAGCAUCUUGGGAUAUUCAAUGAAGAAGAACUGGAAACUAUGUUAUGUGGAGAACGCGAUCUCUUUAAUGUAGGUAAACCUUCAGGUUCUACGGUUUUGGGUACCGUUUUUCGUCAGCUGAAAACCAAAGUUGUUCCUUUGCAGAUGAAUGAAGUCUUGGAUCACAUCAAGUUUGAUCAUGGAUAUACUUCUAGCAGCCCACCAGUUGAAAAUUUGUUGGAGAUUCUGCAUGAGUUUGACAAGGAGCAACAGCGAGCUUUUCUGCAGUUUGUAACAGGAUGCCCUCGGUUACCUCCUGGCGGCUUGGCGUCUCUCAAUCCCAAACUUACAAUUGUCCGCAAGCACGGUAGCGAUUCUUCAGAAACGGACCUGCCUAGUGUGAUGACAUGCGCCAAUUAUCUGAAGCUUCCUCCUUACUCUUCCAAAGUGACAUCUCUCUUCAUCUUUUCUCUGGUUUUUUCUGUGUACACCAAGCCAGCUCUCAGGCUCGAUCUCACAUGUGCUUAUUUUCUUGAAAAGAUGAAGGAGAAGCUGAUCUAUGCCAUAACUGAAGGUCAAGGUUCCUUCCAUCUCUCUUAAAUUAGUUUCUUGUAAAAAAAUCAGGAGAAGCAGUAGGAGAUGUGCGUGGAUUAACAAGAGGGAAGCUGCUCCUUCGCAUGGCUUUUUAUUUAAGUUUUCGUUUUUUUUUUAGGAUUUUGUACAAAAGAUUAGUAAUCAGUAGAAGUAGAACGAUAAAAAAAGAAACUCUCUUUUGGAUUUGCUGGAAAAAAAGUUGUACAUAAAAUAAUUCACCUCAAACGUGAUCCCUAAUAUUAUUGUAUAUUAAAUGAUUUUUUGGUUUUGUUUCACUUUGACAAUAGAAAACAAAUAAACAAGCAAAGUGAUGUAUGUUUCACAA